Molecule: messenger RNA, 1221 nt
Organism: Dracunculus medinensis (Guinea worm)
Lineage: Eukaryota; Metazoa; Nematoda; Chromadorea; Rhabditida; Dracunculidae
Source: the annotation of a GenBank genome assembly
AUGAAAGUAGAGAAGCUGAAGAGGAUUCGAUCCCGUGGGAAAUCAAAGGAAUUAAAAGAAGAUGAACAAGGAGAUGAACUUAGGGUUGCCGACCUUAAAAGAUCUUUAAUACUAAAGAAAUCCAUAGUCGUUCAGAAUGUCUCUGAAGAAAACACCGGUCAUGCACAACAAGUGAUCUCUCUUGCUCCGUCUAAUAAGAAUUUUAUUCUUAUUUAUACUGGUAGAGUUGCGAUAAUAAGUGAUGACCAAGUGACUGCUGGAAACACGAUUGAUAGUUCAUCUACUACAGUUGAUCUCGAACCUACAAACUGGACGAGAAAUCUAAUAAAAAAUCAACAAAAAUCAAUGCUUAACGGUUUUAGCUGGAAUUUACAAAGAAAAAUGUUGAAUGUAGCAAUUCAUCAAGAAUUAUUUAUACAAUCCACAUCUUUGGUAUCAUUUCUAUCAAUCAGAAUACCUUUCAUGGAUUUAAGCAUAAAAAGCGAAAAUUUACCGCUCGAUAAAUUUGAUAGAGAAGCAAAUGCAUUCAAAAUAGAAUUAAUUCGGGAAAAAAACUGGGAAAAACGAGCAAAUGAGCAACGAGCAUUAUUGGUCUUGCAAAAGUUUCUGGUUUGUUUUAUAUCGCCAAAUCUAACAGUACAGUUCAAAUUAUUGAGCCGUCAACUGGAACUCAGAGAUGGGAAAUUCAUAAAACUUAUUGAAUUAGCGAAUCGUUGUAAGGAUAUUACUAUUGACCAUGGUAAUAAUAAUAAUAAUAAUAAUAAUAAUAAUAAUAAUAAUAAUAAUAAUAAUAAUAAUAAUAAGAUUGCUUUAAAUACUUUGGGUGUUAAUACUUUGGGUAAAGUUUAUGUAUUAAGUAAAUCCAACGAAGAUUUGUUUGUUUUGACGCAAAAUUUAAAACUUUUGUAUGUAAUGCAUUUUUUAAAUCCAUCACACGAAACUUGCAAUUUUAUAAUAACCUUUAAAAAUUGCCAAACAGCCAUUACCAGAUUAAAUUCGGUUCGUUUAUUAUCAUUUCUUUUAACUUCACCAUUCUUGCCUAUUCCAGGCAUUAUCCAAAUUUUCAACAAUAGAUUUAUUCCGACAUGGGGCAGAGUAGAGAUACUCGAUAUGAUAACUUUAGCAGUGGUCACCCAACUAUUUCUCUCGUAUUAUGUUAUACUAUUUCUGAUAAUGCGGAAAGUAGCACAUAAAAUGGAUUAUGCUAACAGAAUAGGAUAA